Condylura cristata (star-nosed mole) is the source of this 2882-nucleotide messenger RNA. RefSeq names its product UTP6, small subunit (SSU) processome component, homolog (yeast) (gene UTP6). NCBI's taxonomy places the organism in Eukaryota, Metazoa, Chordata, Mammalia, Eulipotyphla, Talpidae. The transcript has 16 exons. Gene Ontology annotation, cellular component: Pwp2p-containing subcomplex of 90S preribosome; small-subunit processome. Gene Ontology annotation, biological process: maturation of SSU-rRNA from tricistronic rRNA transcript (SSU-rRNA, 5.8S rRNA, LSU-rRNA). The record is from RefSeq and is a predicted model, not a curated record. Gene Ontology annotation, molecular function: snoRNA binding; protein binding. The coding region runs from base 84 to 1613 and encodes 509 amino acids.
CACGCGGAGACUCCUUGGAAUAGAAGGUGGGCGCUUCCUGCGCUUCUUGGCGGUACCUGCCUUGGAUGUAGAAUUCAGCCCUCAUGGCAGAGAUAAUUCAGGAACGCAUUGAAGAUCGACUCCCCGAGUUGGAACAACUGGAACGCAUUGGACUGUUCAGCCAUAAGGAAAUUAAGGCUAUCAUUAAGAAGGCUUCAGAUCUAGAAUACAAAAUACAGCGAAGAGCUCUUGCUACCAAAACUCAACUUAGCAAAGUGUACUCUGCCAUGUUGGCCAUUCAUUCAAACAAGCCGGCUUUAUGGAUUAUGGCUGCCAAAUGGGAGAUGGAAGAUCGCUUAUCUUCAGAAAGUGCAAGACAGCUAUUUCUUCGGGCUCUGCGAUUUCAUCCUGAGUGUCCAAAACUUUAUCAGGAAGUGAGUUGCCUCAGAGUGAAAAAGGUAAAUCUUGAUUAUCCCGAGGAAAUCCUUAAGGGCGAGUUGGCACGGAUCAUCUACAAAAAUUCUAUAAGCAAAAUUAAAGGUGCAGAAUUUCAUGUGUCACUGCUUUCAAUUGCACAGCUAUUUGAUUUUGCUAAAGAUUUGCAAAGAGAGAUAUAUGAUGACCUUCAAACUAUGCACACAGAUGACCCCCUCACUUGGGAUUAUGUGGCACGGCGAGAAUUAGAGAUUGAGUCACAGCCAGGAGAAGAGCAGCCUACAACAAAACAAGCAAAAGCAGUGGAAGUGGGCCGGAGGGAAGAGAGAUGCAGUGCUGUAUAUGAAGAGGCAGUGAAGACUCUCCCUACAGAAGCCAUGUGGAAAUGCUACUUCAGCUUUUGCUUGGAAAGAUUUGCUAAGAAGACAAGUAGUCAGUUCCUCAGAGAGAAGAGGCUUGAAAGAACUGUGAUUGCAUUCAAGAAGGCACAUGGACUCAAGCUUCUGCCAGAGCCUCAGUACAAGCAGUGGAUUCAGUUGUUACUGGACCAUGACUUCUUAAAGGAAGCACUGGAAGUGGCAGAUGCUGGCACAGAAUUGUUUCGAGACUCUGUGAUGAUGUGGCAGAUGAAGCUGCAGGUGCUGAUUCACUCCAAGAGCCCUGACAUGGCCGUGUUAUUUGAAGAAGCCUUUGUGUGCCUCAAACCCCAGGACUGUUUACCAUUGUGGCUUUCUUGGGCAGAGUGGAGUGAAGGUGCUAAAAGCCAAGAAGACACUGAAGCCAUCUUUAAGAAAGCUAUGUUAACUAUCAGAGGCACUGACUCAAUCCCUCUGAAGGAAAAAUACCUGGAUUGGGCUUACCGAAGUGGAGGCUACAAAAAGGCCAGAACUGUGUUUAAAAGUUUACAGGAAAGUCGUCCAUUUUCAGUUGAUUUCUUCAGGAAAAUAAUUCAGUUUGAAAAGGAACAGGAAUCCUGCAAAAUGGCAAACUUGAGAGAAUAUUAUGAAAGGGCUUUGAGGGAGUUUGGUUCUAUAGAUUCUGAUCUUUGGAUGGAUUACAUCAAAGAAGAACUGAACCAUCCCCUUGGGAGACCUGAGAACUGUGGACAGAUCUAUUGGCGAGCCAUGAAAAUGUUGCAGGGAGAGUCAGCAGAGGUUUUUGUAGCUAAACAUGCUAUGCAUCAGUCUGGCCAUUUGUGAGAGGAAGAACACAGCCAACUUUAUGAAAUAAUACUGUAGGCUCCUUGGGCUCAUUUGUAAAAUGAGUUCAUUUACAAUUUGCUCAGAGGUGGCAGACCAGAUGACUGAUUUUGAGACAUGGCUUUCAUUUUGUUGAUUCAUUAACAUUUAAUUCUGGAAACAAGAACUGUUUAAUGGACAAAGUCUACUUGUUGAGUUUGGACCUACCAUAAGUCUCUCAAAUGUAUGGGUUGUUUCUCAAAAUAUAUGGAAAUUGUGUCUCAAAAUAUAUGGAAAUUGCAUAGCUGAGAUUCUUUUAUUACUCCUGGCCAAUCAUGAAUAUCUCAACCUAGAGUUAGGGACAAGUUAACAGGGAGGAAAAAGUAUAAUUCUAUGUGUUUAUUAUUUUCUUAUUGUAAGUGCAUAUGCAGUAUGCAUUUAUUGUAUAGAAUAUGGAGGAAUAAAACAAUGAAGAAGAAAAUAAAAAGCAUUCUGUAAUUCUCUUAUUUGGAGUUAAACUCAGUGAUUUUGUUUCCUUUAUAAAAAUUGGAUUUAUACUGUUAAAUCAUUUAUAUUUUCAUUCAUUGAGUGCCCAUCAUAAGCAGGAAAGAAGGAUGUUUUUGGGGAUGGGGGUGUUAGGGGAGCAGAAUUGGGUGUCUUGAGAGAGCUGAUUGAAGCAGCAGGGAAGGAUGCUGGGUAUUGGGAAAAAUGUUGUCUUAAGAAGAUUAUUAUAAAGCUUUCUAGCAUCUUUGAUUCUAAUCUGCAGAGAAGUGUUUACACUUGGGGGACUGGCAACAGAAGAAGGGUAGGGGUAGGAAAUUGAUAGAGCAGUCCAGAGCAGUCUGGAAGGGCUUUGAGGUAAGGAUGGACAAUGUCUGGGGGCAGAGGAGGCAGUUGUUUGAAUUUUAUUAUCUCUAAUGUAACAUAUGCACUUGGAGAAGCAUUCAGUACAGUUUUACUUAUGUUUUCCAUGUUACUAAAUAGCUUUAAUAACAUUCAAUGAAUUUAUAAUAUUUCAUUAUGCAGAUGACCUAGGACUUACAGUACUAAUCCCCUAUGUUGUCAUUUUAAACUUUUUUCUUCUUAUGAGUGAUGUUGAUGAAGAAUCUUAUAAAUCUGUUCAUAUUUCUGCUGGUUAUUUCCAUAGGAGGUUGACAUAUGACAGAAUUACUGGAUUAAAGGGUAUAACUAUUUUAGAGAAUAUUGAUACAUAUUGUCUAUUUGUAUGUAAAUGUAUGAAAAUAAUUCCAAGCAAUGUAUGAAAAUGUCUACAUUUUUACCUGUACGGGU